Messenger RNA from Ixodes scapularis (black-legged tick), 627 nucleotides. Its product is annotated as probable glutamate receptor. Gene Ontology annotation, cellular component: membrane. Gene Ontology annotation, molecular function: glutamate-gated receptor activity. The record is from RefSeq and is a predicted model, not a curated record. NCBI's taxonomy places the organism in Eukaryota, Metazoa, Arthropoda, Arachnida, Ixodida, Ixodidae. Bases 1 to 627 code for a protein of 208 amino acids. The transcript has 4 exons.
AUGCCCACCGGAGUGACUCCCAUACGAGUAGCAUAUCUGACGUUUCCACCGUAUCUGGACGCUGUGCAGCGAAAUGGUCAGACGAUCCUCACUGGAAUUGUGGGAAACCUCAUGAUGCACAUCAUUCAGGCGCUGAAGCUCAAUUGCACCUUCGUCAAGCCUGCGGACGGACGCUACGGAGUGCUGCAAAACGGAACAUGGAGCGGAAAAAUAGGAAUGCUCGUUCGUAACGAAGCGGACAUAUCACCUGGCCCUUUCAUCAUGACCAGUUCCCGCGUCUCUGCGGCCCACCCGUCCUUUCCCUGGGCCUACGAGGACAUCGUCAUAUUCGCCGGAAGGCCGUUCCAGUUCUCCAAGAACGUGUUCGGAUUCCUCAGCGCUUUCUCCGGCCUCGUCUGGUUCGUCAUUGCCGUGACGCUACUGGCCACCUGGGCCGCCUACGUGGCCUGCUUGGCCGGGGCUCCUCGCCCUUCGCGCUUGGGGCGUCUCCGAGCCGUGAGACGCCGCGCAGAGGCCUCGAGUGCCUUCGGCCUGUUUGUCCGCACUAUCCUGUCGCAGGGUAAGAUCAGCAAGGUCGUAAUCCGAUAUUUUUCCAAACGCUCAAAAAUCAUUACCUUUUUUUUAUGA